This is a messenger RNA of Toxotes jaculatrix (banded archerfish), 1401 nucleotides long. RefSeq names its product F-box and leucine-rich repeat protein 3, like (gene fbxl3l). Gene Ontology annotation, biological process: SCF-dependent proteasomal ubiquitin-dependent protein catabolic process; G2/M transition of mitotic cell cycle; entrainment of circadian clock by photoperiod. NCBI's taxonomy places the organism in Eukaryota, Metazoa, Chordata, Actinopteri, Toxotidae. The coding region runs from base 43 to 1401 and encodes 452 amino acids. The transcript is spliced from 5 exons. Gene Ontology annotation, cellular component: cytosol; SCF ubiquitin ligase complex; nucleus. Gene Ontology annotation, molecular function: protein binding. The record is from RefSeq and is a predicted model, not a curated record.
GACAGCCAGCAUUUCUCCAGUCAUCUUCAGCCAUGGUUCUAAAUGAACGCUGUCUACUCCACCGGCACACCACAAAACCUAGAGGACAGACUUUUUAAGCCUUUAAUAAUGAAACGAGGAAGGACAGGUCUCAAACCAAAGGUGUUCCCCUCCCACGAGGAGAGGGCCAAGAGACAGAAGUGGGGGGCGUCCAGCUACGCCCUGUCUCCAGCAGAGGACUGGGGUAACCUGCCCCACCAUGUCGUCCUGCAGAUCUUCCAGCAUCUGUCCCUCAUAGACAGGGCCAGGGCCUCAUCUGUGUGUCGCCGCUGGAAUGACGUCUUUCACACCCCCGACCUGUGGAGGAGGUUUGAGUUUGAGCUCAAUCAGCCGGCAACAUCUUACCUGCGCUCCACUCACCCUGACCUAAUUCAGCAGAUCAUCAAGAAGCACGCCCAGCACCUGCAGUACGUUAGCUUUAAGGUGGACAGCUGCAUAGAAUCUGCAGAGGCGGCCUGUGACAUUCUCUCCCAGCUGGUGAACUGUACCAUUAAGACCCUAGGGCUGAUUUCCACAGCACGGCCGAGCUUCAUGGAUGUGUCUCAGGACCACUUUGUGUCUGCACUGACAGUGGUGUUUGUCAACUCCAAGUCCCUGUCCUCUAUCAAGAUUGAUGACACCCCAGUGGACGACCCGUCCCUGAAGGUGCUGGUUGCCAACAACAGUGACACUCUUAAGCUGCUGAAGAUGAGCAGCUGUCCUCAUGUCUCCCCAGCAGGUAUCCUGUGUGUGGCAGACCAGUGCCAUGGUCUCAGGGAGCUGGCGCUGAACUACCACCUCCUGAGUGAUGAGCUCCUGCUUGCCCUCUCCUCUGAAAAGCACGUCCACUUGGAGCACCUGCGCAUUGAUGUGGCGAGCGAAAACCCCGGCCAGGCCCACUUUCACACCAUCAAGAGGAGCAGCUGGGAGGCCUUGGUCCGACACUCACCCAAGGUCAACAUCGUCAUGUACUUCUUCCUCUAUGAGGAGGAGUUUGAGCCCUUCUUCCGUGAGGAGACACCCGUCACCCACCUGUACUUUGGCCGGGCGGUGAGCAAAGAGAUGCUGGGCCGCAUUGGACUGAACUGCCCUCGGCUGGUGGAGCUGGUGGUGUGCGCCAACGGCCUCGAGCCCCUGGAUGAGGAGCUGAUCCGUAUCGCCGAACGCUGCAAAAGCUUGACGGCCAUCGGGCUGGGCGAGUGUGAGGUGACCUGCAGCGGUUUUGUGGAGUUUGUGAAGAUGUGCGGGGGCAGGCUGACUCAGCUGUCAAUCAUGGAGGAGGUGCUGAUCCCAGACAGCAGCUACAACAUGGAGCAGAUCCACAGCGAAGUGUCCAAGCACCUGGGCCGGAUGUGGUUCCCUGAUAUGAUGCCCACCUGGUAG